Messenger RNA from Ochotona curzoniae (black-lipped pika), 1574 nucleotides. RefSeq names its product properdin-like. The record is from RefSeq and is a predicted model, not a curated record. The transcript has 9 exons. The coding region runs from base 110 to 1513 and encodes 467 amino acids. Lineage: Eukaryota; Metazoa; Chordata; Mammalia; Lagomorpha; Ochotonidae.
UCCCAGUUCCUCCUGCUGCAGAUUCCUCUUUACCACUGACUGGGAGCAGGUCAUCCCGCAGGCUGGCAGACCUCCUCUCUGCCACGGGUACAGGUGCAUACUGCUCAAGAUGCCCGCCCAAUCACAGCCUCCUGUGUCGCUGCUGCCACUGCUGCUGCUGCUCUUCACCCUGCCAGCCAGCGGCUCGGACCCUGUAGUCUGCUUCAUGCAGUAUGAAGAAUCCAGCGGCAAAUGCAAGGAUCUCCUUGGGGAAGGCAUCAGUGAGGAAGAGUGCUGUCUCAAUCCUGCCUAUGCCUUUCGGAAAGCUGGCAGCGAGCUCUGCCAGGCAUGCAGGUCCCCAAAAUGGUCCCAGUGGUCUGCGUGGGCGCCCUGCUCAGUGUCGUGUUCUGAGGGUUCCCAGCUGCGGCACCGGCGCUGCAUGGGCAGAGAUGGGGAGUGCCCAGAGAAAGCAGCUCCAGGGAGCCUCCAGUGGGAACUCCAGGCCUGUGAGGACCAGCCGUGCUGUCCCGAAAUGGGUGGCUGGUCUGACUGGAGUGCCUGGCAGCCUUGCUCUGUCACCUGCUCCAAAGGGACUCGGACCCGUAAGCGAGCAUGUGAUCGCCCUGCCCCCAAGUGUGGGGGUCACUGCCCAGGAGAGGCACACGAUUCGGAAGUCUGUGAUACCCAGCAGGUCUGCCCCACCCACGGGGCCUGGGCUGCCUGGAGUCCCUGGAGCACGUGCUCGGGUACCUGCCUCGGCGGACCUCAAUCAGCAAAGGAGACAAGAAGCCGCAAAUGUUCUGCACCUGAGCCCUCCAAGCAGCCGCCAGGGAAGCCCUGCCCAGGGUCAGCCUAUGAACAACGGAGCUGCACUGGCCUGCCACCCUGCCCAGUGCCUGGAGGUUGGGGACCAUGGGGCCCUGUGAGCCCCUGCCCAGUGACCUGUGGCUUGGGUAAAACCCUUGAGCAACGGAAAUGUGAUCAUCCUGUGCCCCAGCAUGGAGGCCCCACUUGUCCCGGUGAUGCCACCCGGACCCACGUCUGCAAGACAGCCACACAUUGUCCUGUGAAUGGAGAGUGGGAGGACUGGGGAAAGUGGAAUGAAUGCGUCCGCCACGGCAUGAGCUCCAUCAAGUGCCAGGAAAUCCCAGGCCAGCAGACACGCAGUAGGACCUGCAAAGGCCGCAAGUUUGAAGGACAGAGAUGUCCUGGAGAUAUCCAGGAUAGCCGGCAAUGCUACAACAUCCAGAACUGCCCCUUGAAAGGCUUCUGGUCUGAGUGGAGUACCUGGGGGUUGUGCAAGCCCCCUUGUGGAUCCAACCCCACCCGCACGCGCCAGCGCCUCUGCACAGCUCUGCUUCCUAAGUACCCGCCCACCGUUACCUUGGUCGAAGGUCAGGGUGAGAAGAAUGUCACCUUCUGGGGGAGACCGCUUGCAAGAUGCGAGGAGCUGCAAGGGCAGAAGCUGGUGGUGGAGGAGAAACGGCUUUGUCUACACGUGCCUGCCUGCAAAGACCCUGAAGAGAAACCCUGACCCCUGCCCCUUGUACUCUGACCCACUGAUCUCCCACACCUCAAUAAAGCAGUACCUGAGA